Molecule: messenger RNA, 707 nt
Organism: Photinus pyralis (common eastern firefly)
Lineage: Eukaryota; Metazoa; Arthropoda; Insecta; Coleoptera; Lampyridae
Product: protein arginine N-methyltransferase 3-like
Exons: 2
Coding region: 255-692 (145 amino acids)
Source: RefSeq, a predicted model, not a curated record
AAUACAAGAAACACAUCCAAAUAAUUUGAAAAAUGGCAAAUGUCACAGCAAGGGGCAGUAAGUAAUCAAUAAUUUGAGUUUGAUAUUAUUAUAAAUUAAAAAAAAAUAGUUGCCCUCACAAAAUGUUUGCGAAACAGAAACCCCUAAUGUAAAAUACACAUGCGGGCAUGUGAAAUACUUAACCUCAAUUUCGUAAACACGUGAAAUUUCGUAUUUGAACAGGAUCGCUAUCUUUGUUUACCAAUUUUGACACAAUGACUGAAACUGAAGACACUCCAACGUUGUGCGAAGGGGACGAUAAUGACGACUCUGAUGGAUGGGACGAGAUGGAGGUUUCUGGGGAACAAACUACAUGUUUAUUUUGUCCUUCGCAAUUUCUAACGAUCGCAGUUGCUCUAGAUCAUUGUCGUAGCGAGCACAAGUUUGAUUUACUCGAAUUGAAAACAAAGUAUAAUAUGGACUGUUAUUCGUUUAUUAAGAUGAUUAAUUACAUAAGGCUUCAUAAACCUGAUCCGCAUAUUAUCACGGAAUCGUGUGUGGCACUUUGGGAGGACGAUGUUUAUUUGAAACCUGGAGAAAUGGAGCCCUGGUUAAUGUAUGGUAGGUGGUUGUUUUACCUUGGGACUUCUACUUGUGUUAGUUACGAAAGUGAAUUCUAUUUGGCACAUGAAAUUUCCUUGUACAGUCACUGACAGAAUUAAUGAUCC